Leptopilina boulardi is the source of this 5201-nucleotide messenger RNA. Its product is annotated as TP53-binding protein 1-like. Gene Ontology annotation, cellular component: nucleus. Gene Ontology annotation, molecular function: histone binding. The record is from RefSeq and is a predicted model, not a curated record. The coding region runs from base 387 to 4388 and encodes 1333 amino acids. Gene Ontology annotation, biological process: DNA damage checkpoint signaling; positive regulation of transcription by RNA polymerase II. NCBI's taxonomy places the organism in Eukaryota, Metazoa, Arthropoda, Insecta, Hymenoptera, Figitidae. The transcript has 5 exons.
UUGCCUGCGUGCGAUGCGCGACUCAGAUAUUCAAUAUUCGCGUUGUUCAUCACCAUUCUUCUCAACUUUUUUUCUUGAUUGUGCUUCAAAGUAUAUUGUUUCUACUAUAUCUACGAAAUUGUUUAACCGGCUUAUUAUUGUUCAACAAUUGUUAAUCAAUGCAAAUUAAUGGCGUUAUUGUAAAACAACAACAAAGAAAAAGUGGAUUUUGGUGGACAAACUCAGAAGUAAAUUUUAUGCAAUUCAGGCCGGUAGCCAAUGCAAUAUUUUUACUUUAGACUGCAAUUACCAUCAAAAAUCCGUAAAAUAACGAGGUAUUAUCCUCGAGGAAUAAAUAGCGGUUAUUGAAUUACAUUAAUAAAAAAUUGAAUAGGAUUUCUAUCGCCAUGUCCGAUGCAGAAAAAACUGACGUGCCAUCGGAUACGCAAGAUACAUUUUUCGAGGAGAGUGAAUCAAAUUCUCAAUUUGUCAAUAAUGCGGAGAAUACUUCUAAUUGUUUAGGCGAAAGUCAAGAUUUUCAUUUAUUGGAUACUGGAGACAGUCAAGAAGAAGAACAACAACAACAACAAAUUGAUGACGAUUUGCAAGCACAAGCGGUAAUUAAUGAUUCUAAAAUUGAGGAUAUUAAUAAAGAAACUGACAUCAUAGAGAAAACAAUUGAUAAUGAACAAGAAAUUUUUGAAACAAAACAAGAAUUAAUAGCAGAGCCAAUAGAAGAGGAUGAUGAUAUUGUUCAAGGGACACCACCACCUUGUUUUUCACCGUCAAAAAAAUUAUCCGCUCUCGCUGAUAAAUCAUUGAAACGUAGAGCUGAAUUCAUUGAUGAUUCAUGUGAUGAAAAUAAAUUGCAAAUUAAAAGAAAUAAAACUGAUAAUCUUGAAGAUGAUGUUGAUGAUAUACAAAAAGAAUUGGAAUCAAUGGAAAGUGAUACAAUUGAGAUUAAAAAUGAAGAUAAAAAAAUUGAAGAAUCUAUUAUUAUUCCAGAAACACAAGAAUCAACGCAAGAUGUAUCAGAAAAAAAUUUGGAUUUAGGAAUGGAAAAUUCAUUAGAAGAAGAAUGUGAUUUAGUUAAUGAAGCAAUUAAUUCAGUUAAUGAUGGCGAUGAAAAUCAGAAUGAUUCAACUGUUGCAAAUUUUGCCGAUAAUGAUAUAUCAAAUCAAAAUGAUAAUUCAAUAAUUGGCAAAGAUAUAAAUGAAUCAAAAGAUAAUUCUCAAGAAAUUGAUUUUUCCGACAAUGUCAGUUUCGCUGAGAAUGGUGACAAUGAGAAGAAAAAUUUUAAUGAAACUGACAAUUUGAUUAAAAACGAGACAAAUGAAAAACAAAGUGAAAUUAUUGAUGAAAAAACUAAUAACAGCACUGAGAAGAAAAUUAAUGUAAAGGAAACUAAAGAAGAUGUUGAGAAAAUUAAUAAUUCUGAAGAAUUAGAGAAGGCAAAUAGUAUAGAAGAUGCUUUAAAACAAUUGGGAGGUGAAUCAGAUGCAACAGAAUCAUCAAAACAGCCAAUUAUUGAAAAAGAAUCAACUGAAUCUGAAUUAUUGGCUGUAUUAACUGAUUCCGAUACAAAUGCAGAAAUUGAUGAAAUAACUGAAAAUAAAGAAUCAUCCAUUCCAAUGGAGACCGAUGAAAUAAUUGAUUUAAAAGAAAAAAAACAAAAUGAAUUAAUUAAAUCUCGAAUGAGUAUUGAAGUGAUUUAUGAUCGUUCAUCAUUGAGUCAAGAGGCUAAAGUAAGAUUGGCAGAAAUUGUUGAAAUCGAUGAUGAAGAUGAUGGUGAAAAAAUUGUUCUUGAUUCAUCACAAGAAGAUAGUAAAAUUCAAUCAUCAGAUCUUCCAGAAACAAAAGAUGACAAUUAUAAAAGUAAUAUUGACAAUAAAAAUAAUUAUAAAUCCGUUGCCAAUAAGGAUCAUCAAAAGACUGAAACUCGUCUUAUUAAUGGCGAUGAUAUUGAGAGCGAUGAUUUAGACACAACUGUAAGUGUAAAAUCGAAUAGCGAUUCAAAGGAGAAAAUUCCAAAAGUUUUUGUUGUCAGUGAUAGUGAAGGUGAUUCAAUGCUUGAGAAUAAAUCAACAAUUGAAACACAAAUUACAACACCAAAAAUUUUACAAGUCGAAAAAGAAUUUAUUGUUUCUGUUAGAUUGAAAUGUUUAAUAUCAAUUGAUGAGAGUACAAAAGAUGUUUUAAAUAAAGAAAUAUUGGGAGUUAAUUGUGAGGCAAAUAACGAUCAAUUGAAUAGAAAUAGCGAUACAUCAACAUCGUUAGCCGAUAUUUCGGGAAAUGAUAAUAAAGAUGGAUCACCAGGUUCAGUGACAUCUGUCACAUAUCCACGUUUUUCUAUUAUGUCAACAUCAACAAUCAGCUCAACAACUUCAUCAUCAAGUUCUGGAUCAUUAGCAAUAAAAAAUUCCAAUGAUAAAUUAUUUUCAGUGCCAAAAGGUAAGGCGAAGCAUACAAAAAAAUUAUCCUACGAUGAGAAAAGUAAUUUAGAAUUUGAUAAGGAAUGGAAAAAUUCUCAUCUAGUGUCAACGACAGUUUUGAAUUUUAUCAAUAUUGAAUUAAAUAGUGUUGAUUUACAAAAUGGUGUCGAUGCAAUUGAUAAUAAUAAAAUUCGUUCAUCAACACCUGAAACAAAUAAACAAGAUACACCACAAAGACAACUUAAAAAGGGAAGGCCACCCAAGAGAUUACAAACAAGAGCCACAAGAAAAAGAACAAAAAUUAUUGCAACAAAAACAUCACCAAAUAUUAUUGAUACAAUAACUGAGGAUAGUGAUGAUUUAACUACAUUUAAAAUUAAAGAAACAAAAUCAUCAACAUUUUCAACACCUGUAAAAAAAUCAUUGGAAGGUUUAAGAAAUUCAUCAUUUUCAAGUGAUCAACCCGAUGAAUUAUUAGGAAAACAAGUAUUUGCCAAAUGGUCGGAUAAUAAUUAUUAUGCAGGACAAGUUGUUGAUAAAAAUAAGGCAAAAUAUAAAGUUAAUUUUCUUGAUGGUAAAAGUAAACAAUUGAUAGCGGAAUUUAUUAUUCCAAUAUCCGAGACAUUUGGAAAUGGUCUUUCCGUUUAUACAUUAACAAAAGAUGGUGAUUAUGGACCAUGUGGAAUGAUAGUUGACAUUUUGGAGUCAAAUAAUAAAGUGUCUUAUGUAAUUGAACCAGAUGAGGGAAAGAAAAUUACUGUUCAAAUUAAAGAUAUUUUCCUAACACCAGAUCAAGCACAAGUUUUAAAGGAGGAAGUUUGGAGUGAACAAAAGAGUCUUCCAUCGACACCGCACUCAAUUACACAGGUAACACUGGACAAUAUGGUUGAUGGUAAACGUCGUUCAAGAAGAAAUACAUCUACAGGACCAACGCCAAAAUCAAAGAAAUCAUUGACAACUUUAAUUAAUAAAACAUUUGAUGAUGAGCCAUCAGGUUCGGGUGUUGUUAUUAAAUCUAAAGAUACAAUUGAUUUGGAAAAAGAUGGUAAGACAAGUGAUUCAAAUUGUUCAAUUAAUGAGGAAGUUGGUGUUAAUGGAAUUCAAAAAGAAAUUAUUGGCACCGCUAAUGAACAAAUAACAACAAAAGGUCCACAAAGUAGAAUAAAGGGAAAACAACGAAAUCGAAAAAAGACAGAUGAUCAAGAGACUAUUGAUCUUCUUGGACCAAUACCUGAGAUUAAUUCAAAAAUUUUUGAUGGAAUGUCAUUUUUAUUAACAUGCGCUUCCGUUGAAGGUAUUGAUAGAUAUAAUGUUGACAAUGGUACAGAUUCAAAUUCAUCGGAAGUUGGAACUGAAAAUGAAGAAAUAUGGAAUGGUCGACCAUUUAUUAGGGAGCGUUUAGAACAACAACUUAUUGCUGGUGGUGGUAAAGUUUAUGAAAGUUUUGAUCUCAUACCAAUUAGUGAAUAUGAAAGCACUAAACUUAUUACAAAUUUGCCAAAUUUAACUGCAAAAAGUUUAUUAUGCCUUUCGGUUGGCAUCUCUGCUUAUAAUCACAUGUGGGUGAUACGAUCUUGUCAAAAUAACAAAUCUGUGAAUCCAUCUGAAGAAAAAUUACCAGCCGGUUGGAGUAUAGAUAGAAGAAGUUAUGUGGAAAUGUUUAAUCGACGAGAUCAAAAACCAUUGAUGCAUACUAUUGUCGUGAUUCCUUAUCAGGAAGAAUGUGACAAAAAAUUUGUUUCAUUUUGGAGUAGAAUUUGCGAGAAUGCUGGAGGAAAUGUAAGAGUCGUGGACAAUCCAGAAAUUAGUUUUAUCGAAGGAACAGUGGUUCUGACAAAUUACAGAUGCCCAUUGUGGGUAAUUGAAAAAGCUCGAGGUUGGGAAAUUCCACUUGUUUCAACUACGUGGGUUGUUCAAAGUCUAAUUGAAGGUAAAAUUCUUCCUUACGACGGACAUAAGCGUUUCAAGCCUUUUUAAUUAAUAAAAAAAAGAACUCUUAAAUUGUCCGUUUUUCUUAAUUAUAUAUAAAAAAAAAAAAACAAAAAUAUGUAUCGAAUAAUUUUUGAAGGAAUGCAACAUAAUUUAGUAAUUAAGAUUUUUUCAAGUCUUCUAAAAAUAAGUGUUUGUUUUUCCUUUUUGUUUAAGUUCUUAUAAUAUAUUAAUAUUAAUAAUAAUUAUAAUAAUAAUAAUAAUAAUAAUAAUUGUGAAUAGUCUAAAUACAAAUGUUUCUAUAAAAUUUUUGUAACAAGUAUAUAAUAUGUACUUGAAUAAUUUUGGUCCAACGAUCACACUAUUAUAAAAAACAAAUGUGUAAUUAAUUUUCUUCUUUCAUGGUGCGCAAUUGACAUGAAUAUUGUUUUUUUUUAUAGUAAUUUUUUGUUUAAGAAAUUAACGCUAUAAAGCGCGAUUUUGUGUUUAAUCUAAUUCUCAUUAUGUGGCUGAGUUUCAUGAUAAUCAAUUUUCUUUUUUGUGUAUGUUUUGGGAAGGGUAUGAUCGACAUAAAUUGUGUAUAAUUAAUAAUUAAAAUAUUCAAUUACGUAGCAAUUGAAACUUAUUUUUUUUUUGUAAAAGUCAUAGAAGAAAUAAAAAACUCGCCAUUGGGAUUUCGUGAUAUGGAUUCAUCGCAGUAGUAAUAAUAUAAGUAGUAUAUACUUAAGUCUAACAUUUUUUUGUCAUAAAAUAUUUUAGAUAGUGUAUCCUUAUAGUUUAUCUAAUUUGUGAAUCUUUAUUAUUUGAUAUUCCUUUGGAAUCAUUUAAUAAUAUACGUCAAUAAAGUUUAUUUAUAACGAA